CACUUCAUAUACAAUACACACAUCUAUGAUAAAAACCCAUCAAAGAAUUCACCACCCUUUUUCUUCUCCUCCUCCUCCUAUUUCUCACCCUUUUUCUAGAGAGAGGGAGGUAGAUAGAUAGUUAGAGAGACCACAGAACUAGAAAAAAAAUUUAUAAAAAGAGAGGGAGAAACUAAUAGAUAUGUUGGGGGACUCAGCAGUGUUGGGAACAGGAGGAGGAGGCUCUGGUGAUGCAGUGGCAGCACCACCGGUUGUUGGUGGUGGUGCUGCUGCAUCAGGAGGAGCACAUGAAGGAGGUGCCAACGGCGGCGGCGGAUCAAAUUCAGGGGAUGAUAGAGUUGAGGAAGGUGACAAGAGCUUUGGUGGGAACAGGUGGCCAAGACAAGAGACUUUGGCUUUGUUGAAGAUACGGUCGGAUAUGGACGUGGCUUUUAGAGACGCAAGUGUAAAGGGUCCCUUGUGGGAAGAGGUUUCUAGGAAACUGGCAGAGCUUGGCUACCACAGAAAUGCCAAGAAGUGCAAAGAGAAGUUUGAGAACGUUUACAAGUACCACAAGAGAACCAAAGAAGGUCGAAGUGGGAAAUCAGAAGGCAAAACUUAUCGCUUCUUUGAUCAAUUACAAGCCCUUGAAAACAACCCUUCAAUCCAUGCUAUGCAAUCCCCAACACCAACACCUUCAAAGCCACCACAAACAACAGCACUACUUGCAACACCAGUGUCAAUAGUGGUAACAACAACUACUACACCAUCAACAUUAGUGUCUAAUAAUGCCACUGUUCCAUCCACAAAUACACCCCCUUUGCCUCAAGCCAUUCUCAACAUAACACCACCAUCAACACUAAACAUCACAACCCCUUCUUUUCCAUCAUCAAACCCUACAACAUACUUCCCAACACAAACACCAAACCCUACAACCAACAACAACCCUCCAAACACCAUCACCCCAGCUUCCUUCCCCAACUUCUCCGCAGAUCUCUUGUCGAAUUCGAGUUUUUCAUCGACUUCGUCGGAGGAAACAACGACGAUGGGGGGAGGGGGAAUGAGGCGCAAGAGGAAGAGGAAGUGGAAGGACUUCUUUGAGAGGCUGAUGAAGGAGGUGAUAGAGAAGCAGGAGGGGCUGCAAAGGAGGUUCUUGGAGGCCAUUGAGAAAAGAGAACAAGAGCGUGUGGUGAGAGAGGAAGCGUGGAGAAUGCAAGAGAUGCAAAGGAUCAACAGGGAAAGGGAGAUUCUAGCACAGGAGAGGUCCAUUGCUGCAGCAAAAGAUGCUGCUGUUAUGACAUUUUUGCAAAAGAUAGCCGAACAUCAGCAACAAGAAAUCAAUCUUGAGCCAGCAUUGAAUAACAACAACAACAGCAUCACUGUCGUUCCACAGCAACCAGUGCCACAAACAACUACAACACCAACACCAACACCACAACAAGCACAAACAACAAUAGUUCCUGAGGCCCCACAACCACAACAACAAAUAGUGGUGAGUAAUGUUGAAAACAAUAAAGCUGACAAUAACGGUGAGAAUUUGACGAUGGGAGCGAGCUCUUCAAGGUGGCCAAAAAUGGAGGUACAGGCACUGAUAAACCUAAGAACAAGCCUGGAAACAAAGUACCAGGAAAAUGGACCAAAAGGGCCACUGUGGGAGGAGAUCUCAGCGUUGAUGAGGAAAAUGGGGUACAACCGGAAUGCCAAAAGGUGCAAAGAGAAGUGGGAGAACAUCAACAAGUACUUCAAGAAGGUCAAGGAAAGCAGCAAGAAGAGGCCAGAAGAUUCCAAGACUUGUCCCUAUUUUCACCAGUUGGAGGCUCUAUACAGGGAGAAGAACAAGAGAGAGGGGCAGAUGAAGCCGGAUAGCAUGAUGGCGCCGCUCAUGGUGCAGCCUGAGCAACAAUGGCCUCCUCAAACGCACGUGGUGCCGCCAGAAGUGACCAUGGGAGACGCCCAGAAUGACCCCAUGGACCGGCGGCACGAGGAAGUUGAGGAGGACGAAGCCGACAAGGAAAUUGGAGAUGAAGACGAGGACGAGGACGACGAAGGAAGUGAUAAUUAUGAGAUAGUAGCUAGCAAACCAGCUUCUGGAGAGUGAGAGAAACAAAUAUCAACGAAAAAGUGCAUUAAUUAGAGAAUGGUGGGUUAAUUUGGGUUCAGGAUUGUCGGAAAAUGGUGGUGUGGGAGUGAAAUGUGAUAGGGGUGGUGGUGGUGGAUGGUGAUGGGGUUGUAUUGAAGAUUUUGAAAAUGCACUUACUUCAGAAUUACACAUGGGUAUAGGGGUAGCCAGUAGGGUGGGGGAAUCUAGGUUGGAAGUACUUGGUACAAUAGCAGCAUAUAGUCAGUAAGAUUAUAUGUUUUUUUGUUUUGAAAAAAGAAAAUAAUUAAUUAUUUUUUUUAGCUAAAUAAAUAACUUGAUGAGGGAGAGGGGGAAGGUUAUAUAUAUGAUAGAGAAAAAAGUUCAGACUUGAGACGCGAGGUUCAACAUAAAAUGAAUAAGCAAUAAACCUUGAUUAAUUGGGGGGUUUGUCUUUAUUUUGUUUCUUUUCCUCUUCAAUAUUUCUUUCGUUGAAUUUUUCCUUUUCUCAAUUUUGUUACUCUUCAAAUGUUUGUCAAUGAUUUUUGUUUCUUUUCCUCUUUCAUUGUACAUUAUCUUGCUUAUUUGAUUAAUUAAUUUGUUAAUUUUUUCUUUUAAUUCUCCUACCUGCUCUCCACAAACUCAGUAGCAAUUCUUCAAAACGUACAAGGGGAGAGAAGAGAAUGUUGGUUAUAGGUUUUGGUUCUAAAAAAAAUGGAAAUGAAGUGUAAAAUUUUGGCUCAGAGAAAUUAAAAUGGGAUGCAAAAGUAGAAAAAUGAAUGGAAGAAAAAAGAAUAAGAAAAUAGGCUUAAAUUGUAGGGACAGUGACCGAACCCCUUUGUGUUCUAACAGGGCCCUUCCAGUAGCAGAAAAUGCCAGCAUCACACAUGGAGUCAUAAACCCUUGAAGGAGGGUCCACCACCAGCAGGGAGGAAUCUUUUGAGGUGUGAGUAAUAACCUCACUCACUGUGUGAAUAUAUUUGAGUCUAAAACACCGCAUACGGUAACUGUAUUGUUUGCAGUGAACACAAAGAUAUGUGCUUCUCUUCAUGAGUGUCAGUACUAAAAAAGCAAUGAAAGGUUCAUCUUCAACAUAGUUUAUCGGUUUGCAUCCCCAGAAAAACACAAAGGGUCCAGAAAAGAGGUAUAUAUAGCGGUCAGUUUUAGAAGUAAUGGAGUGCAUAGAUUAUAUUAUGCUUUUGGUAUAUUUUAUAUGUACGUCUAAGAGAUGCUAUACAAGGGAGGAAUUUUCAAUUGAAAUAGUACAGGUCGGUAUUUUUCAUA
This is a messenger RNA of Glycine soja, 3340 nucleotides long. Its product is annotated as trihelix transcription factor GT-2-like. Lineage: Eukaryota; Viridiplantae; Streptophyta; Magnoliopsida; Fabales; Fabaceae. The transcript is spliced from 3 exons. The record is from RefSeq and is a predicted model, not a curated record. Bases 182 to 2077 code for a protein of 631 amino acids.